Molecule: messenger RNA, 459 nt
Organism: Aplosporella prunicola CBS 121167
Lineage: Eukaryota; Fungi; Ascomycota; Dothideomycetes; Botryosphaeriales; Aplosporellaceae
Exons: 1
Coding region: 1-459 (152 amino acids)
Source: RefSeq, a predicted model, not a curated record
AUGGCCACCCUCCACGCCGAAAACAAAAACAAAAACAAAAAUAAACAAACCUCACCUCUCAAAAACGCACCCCAGCCACAAAAACGAAAAAGCAAGCACAAGAGCAGAACCACCCAACAAAUCACGAACCGCCUACCACCCAGCCGCGGUGCCGUGCGUAAGUACCUACCUAGCAUAACCACCCCCGCCGCAUCCAGCACUUCCCCCGCCCCGCACCCUGUACGCCGCACCCGUGCCACACACGCGCGCGCGCGCGCGCACAUAACAUCCUGGCUGCGCUGUGCUGUGCCGCGCCGCGCCGCGAGCCGAUCGAUCCGCGGCACAGCGGCACAGUCGGCUGCGAGCGUCGCGAGCGUAGCAAGCACCGCGAGCAACAUGAGCAACGUGGGCAACGUGAGCAUUGCAAGCAACGCGGGGAACAAGCAGCGCGCAGUGAGUAGCUUAGCAGGCCAGACGUGA